UAUAAACCUGGAAUAGAUGCAACUGAAGAAAAACUAUAUUUGACGAGCAGGCCGAUUAUUCUAUUAGCUGAGGAUAUUUUAAGACAUGUUUCUUAACGCUGAAUUCGAUUCAAUGUCUCGCUGCAGCACAGAAUCUCCUGUCGGGGACACCCUGAUGUACUAUCAGAAGACGCAAGAUGACUCUUUCUCCACGUCCUCAGCUUCGCCGUCAGAGAGCAGUGCACAGGAGCUCUGCCCAGACAUGGAUAUACCAGCCACUUCAUUUGUUCCAACAGUGACUGCAAUUUCCACUACCCCAGAUUUGCAGUGGAUGGUCCAGCCGACUAUUAUAACAUCUGUCUCCCCAUCUCUGGGUAGCAAGCAAGCCAAUGAAGUGCAGAGCUCUCACCAGGCAACACCCAAAGUGGGCGGGAGCAGGGGAAAAAACACUGGCAGAAAGGGGAAAAUCGAACAGCUCUCUCCAGAGGAAGAAGAGAAGAAGAGGGUGAGGAGAGAGAGGAAUAAAAUGGCUGCAGCCAAGUGUCGCAACAGACGGAGGGAACUCACUGAUACACUGCAAGCUGAGACUGAUCAGCUGGAGGAAGACAAAACAGCUCUGCAGAUUGAGAUAGCCAAUCUCCUCAAAGAGAAAGAGAGGCUCGAAAUUGUCCUCGCUACUCAUAACCCUGUGUGCCAAAUUGCAGAAGACCUGGACUCCAUCUUCUUGGAGCCCAGUGGGUCUCCCGAGCUACCCCCCAGCCCAGAGGGGAGUAAGCUCCAUGAGGACAGUGCCCAGGAAGCCCCCUCGCUCCAGGACAUGGACAUUCCCAGUGACCCAUCCACAGCCAUCUCUGGGAACUCCAACAUCCUACUCUGUGCCAGUGCUGAAGUAAACAUCUGCGACCUUGAGCCCUCUUUGGACAUGAAGGAGGGGCUCCUGGACAAUCUGCUGCCCAGCAUGGAGGAGAAAGUCCCUACAGAGACUGCCCGCUCUGUACCAGACAUUGACCUGAGCGGUUCCCUUGGGGUUACGGACUGGGAAACCCUGUACAAAUCUGUGUCUAACGACCUAGAGCCUCUGAGCACUCCUGUUGUGACCUCGACCCCCACCUGUAGCAGCUACUUGACCAUUUUCACAUUCUCCUGUCCCGAGCUCGACUCCUUUGGAGAGGGGUUUGACGGUCGCAAAAGUGGAGUGGGCAAGGCUGAAUCUGUUGAUAUCCUCAAGUCUCCAACCCUGUUGGCCUUAUAAUGUAAGCAGAGGGAGUUGAUUGGUGGAUCACUGCAGCUGGUAUCCCCAGUUGUAAUAAGAUAUCAGAGACUUGCUGUGGUGUCAGCACAUCAGUUUGAGGAUUAUAUCAAUGAAAUGUGUUACUUGACUAAGCAAGUAUAAACUUCUUCCAGAUACAAUUGAUGUAGCUAAAAGCACGGCUAUACAUUUUACAGAUGGGGAUAAAGUAUGUUCUGGUUUUAACGCAUGCCGAGGAAUUCCAAAUAAUGUUCAUAUAUGUUUGAUCUGGUAAACUGUAUUGUGGAAUUGACUGUAUGGUUUUGUGCUUCAAUGGGAAUAGUAUAUCAAUAGCAAUUAAUGUUGUGUUAAAGUAAACAUCCAUGUUCAGUACUCACAUAGAUACCUCAAUGUCAUCCACUGUGAUUUGACCUCAUUGUUACAAUGUUUAGAGUUUUCCAUGAAAACAUCCAGUGCUAUAUCUAUCAAGAUGUAAUUUAUGAUGAUUUAUUUUUUUACCUCAGAUUUGGACUUGUUUGUCAAAUAAAAAAAGUUAAUGAGCAUUGAUUGCUUAUUGAUAAAUAUUCACAUUAAAUAUUCAUUCAAAGUGAUGUUGGGUG
Molecule: messenger RNA, 1827 nt
Organism: Oncorhynchus kisutch (coho salmon)
Lineage: Eukaryota; Metazoa; Chordata; Actinopteri; Salmoniformes; Salmonidae
Gene: fosaa
Product: v-fos FBJ murine osteosarcoma viral oncogene homolog Aa
Exons: 4
Coding region: 86-1231 (381 amino acids)
Biological process (GO): regulation of transcription by RNA polymerase II
Cellular component (GO): nucleus
Molecular function (GO): RNA polymerase II cis-regulatory region sequence-specific DNA binding; DNA-binding transcription factor activity, RNA polymerase II-specific
Source: RefSeq, a predicted model, not a curated record